AUGCCCUGGCUGUCGGAGACGUCGGCGAUGGUGGAUGGGAAGUUCCUGGCGUCCCACCCGACGGCGUUCGCGGUGACCAAGCUACACACCUGGAUGGGCGCCGUCUUGGCCGUGAGGAACUCCGCCACCGGCGCGGCCGUGAUGGAGGUGGAGACCGUCGAGGUUGGCUACCGCAACCUACGCGCCCUCGUCUUGCUCGACGCGGCCUCGCGCCGCCCCCUGCUAACGGUGGAGGAGGUCGGCACGAACCGGCGGCGCUGGCAGGCGAUCAGGGGCGGGGGCGCGAGCCGGGGCAACCGGGUGUUCGUCGCCAUCGACAGGACGGGGUUUUUCGAGACGGGGGUCCUGGUCGACGUGUUCCUCGAGGGCAAUUCCACCGCCCACCCGGACUACGUCGUCCACGGCAGCUACUUCAAAGGAGCGAUGACCGUCUCCCGCGGCGGCGGCGGCGGGGAAGAUGUUGCGCAGAUCGGCAAGGAGGACGGCAGCAAGUCGAGCGUGCUGAGCGGAGAGCACACGUACCAUGUCAACAUCGACCCGGACGUGGACCAGGCUCUCGUCCUCGCACUCACCGUGAUUGUCGACCAGAGGCACAAUUAUGAUUUUGAAAGCUCAAGCUGUUCUUGUAACCAUUCGUCUCACCAUGCAAGUAGAUCGACAGGGAGCCGCAGUCAUCAUUAG
Aegilops tauschii subsp. strangulata is the source of this 681-nucleotide messenger RNA. RefSeq lists its product as uncharacterized. NCBI's taxonomy places the organism in Eukaryota, Viridiplantae, Streptophyta, Magnoliopsida, Poales, Poaceae. The record is from RefSeq and is a predicted model, not a curated record.